AGUACUGAGUAGUCUUCACUCCCAGAAGGCUGUGAGAUCAAUGUGCGAGUUUAUUGUAUCUAAUUUUAGCAUAACAUUCAAUUAGUAUCGAUUGGGUACCUCAGUGAGUAAAUACUGUGACAAAUAUCAUCGGACGAUGGCUAACAAGGGUAAUUAAUAACAAAUCAACUCAUGAAAAUAUGUGAACAUGUAUUUACACGGUGGAUAGGUUAUGUUGUCGUAGAUGAGGACCCUAGCGAGUCAUCCGUUGAGGAGGAUGUAGUGAAAGUAUUCGAGCAUGAAACACCAGGGGAAAUAUUGAUCAUAGACCCAGAUACAGAAGAGCUUGAUCUGAAUCAUUCUCGGCUCACAAAACUCGAGAAUCUGGAACCGCUUACCAAAAUAGAACGACUAUGUUUCACCUGGAAUUUAAUAAAGAAAAUUGAAAAUCUUCAUACUUUAACUACUUUAGUUGAACUAGAAUUGCGAGACAAUCAGAUUAAAGUCAUAGAGAAUUUGGACGCACUUGUUAAUUUGGAAGUAUUGGAUCUUUCCUUCAACCGAAUCAAGAAGCUUGAAGGCUUAGAUCAUUUGUGUAAAUUAAAGAAGUUGUUUCUCUCAUCAAACAGAUUAACUGAUAUUGAGAACAUAUCUCAUUUGAAGAAUCUGACCAGUCUUGAGCUGGGAGACAACAAAUUGAGAGAAAUUGCUAAUCUUAAUGGGUUAGAAAACCUUACAAAUCUAUUCUUGGGUAAAAAUAAGAUUACCAGGAUACAGAACCUUGAUGAUCUGUCAAAUCUUGAGGUACUCAGUUUACAAGACAAUCGGCUUGUGAAGAUUGAGAAUUUGGAAAAUCUGACCAAAUUAGAACAGCUCUAUUUAUCUGAGAAUGGAUUAACACACAUCGAAGGGCUUGAAAAUUGCCCUAAGAUAUCAACCUUGGAUGUAGCAAAUAACAGAAUCAAAAAGAUUGAAAACAUUGAGCAUUUAACUGACUUGGAAGAGUUCUGGAUGAAUGACAAUCAUGUCGAGGAUUGGGGUACCGUCCAGAAUCUGACAGCAAAUAAAAAGCUACUAACUGUGUACCUGGAGAGGAACCCCGUAGCAACAGACCCAAAUUACAGGCGAAAAAUAAAGCUUCUUUUACCCUGGCUAACACAACUAGAUGCCACAUUGUGUAGAUAAGCAAAGUAUUGUUAAAAUUACGUAUUUUGAUGAAUCAUAUGAGAUAGGUCGGUGUUGUCAUAUUUAUACCCAAUUUUUUAAAUAUUUUUUCACGGUUUAAAAAAGACAGACUAAAGAAAGUACUUGUGAAAUUAGUAUGACGUCAUCGUCAGCAUUGCAGAAUCUAAAUAAUCGGCUGUUCCAGCAACAGAAAUGAAUAAUAAACGUAGAUACUAGUGCCAAAACUUACGAAUCAAAAACCGGUCACAACUGAAGAGAAUCCUUAGUUUCGAUACGAAUUUGUUUACCGAGAUCCAUUAAGCGUUUGAUUCCGUUCGUCGUGGUACCUAUAAUACGACUGCAGUCAAAUCCUUAACUCCGUUUGCAUUUCAGUAGUUUAUUGUUAUUGCAACAAAUUACUCUUGUCUCUCCUUUAUUGUAAUAUCAAGUAUAUAUCUAUUAAUUGUCCGGAUGUUCAUCUGGCGAGAAAAUAUAAGCGUACUCAUAUAUGUGAAUAAAUAAAUAAAUGCGAUCACUGUAUUAUAAAACAAA
Athalia rosae (coleseed sawfly) is the source of this 1695-nucleotide messenger RNA. RefSeq names its product protein phosphatase 1 regulatory subunit 7 (gene sds22). The record is from RefSeq and is a predicted model, not a curated record. The transcript is spliced from 4 exons. NCBI's taxonomy places the organism in Eukaryota, Metazoa, Arthropoda, Insecta, Hymenoptera, Athaliidae. Gene Ontology annotation, molecular function: protein binding. Bases 172 to 1164 code for a protein of 330 amino acids.